This is a messenger RNA of Cebus imitator (Panamanian white-faced capuchin), 1522 nucleotides long. Its product is annotated as alpha-enolase-like. Gene Ontology annotation, molecular function: magnesium ion binding; phosphopyruvate hydratase activity. The record is from RefSeq and is a predicted model, not a curated record. Gene Ontology annotation, cellular component: phosphopyruvate hydratase complex. NCBI's taxonomy places the organism in Eukaryota, Metazoa, Chordata, Mammalia, Primates, Cebidae. Gene Ontology annotation, biological process: glycolytic process.
AUGUCUAUUCUCAAGAUCCAUGAGGAGAUCUUUGACUCUCGUGGGAAUCCCACUGUUGAGGUUGAUCUCUUCACUGCAAAAGGUCUCUUCAGAGCUGCUGUGCCCAGUGGUGCUUCAACUGGUAUCUAUGAGGCCCUAGAGCUCCGGGACAAUGAUAAGACUCGCUAUAUGGGGAAGGGUGUCUCAAAGGCUGUUGAGCACAUCAAUAAAACUAUUGCGCCUGCCCUGGUUAGCAAGAAACUGAAUGUCACAGAACAAGAGAAGAUUGACAAACUGAUGAUCGAGAUGGAUGGAACAGAAAAUAAAUCUAAGUUUGGUUCAAAUGCCAUUCUGGGGGUGUCCCUCGCUGUCUGCAAAGCCGGUGCUGUUGAGAAGGGGGUCCCUCUGUACCGCCACAUUGCUGACUUGGCUGGCAACUCCGAAGUCAUCCUGCCAGUGCCGGCAUUCAACGUCAUCAAUGGUGGUUCCCAUGCUGGUAACAAGCUGGCCAUGCAAGAGUUCAUGAUCCUCCCAGUGGGUGCUGCAAACUUCAGGGAAGCCAUGCGCAUUGGAGCGGAGGUUUACCACAACCUGAAGAAUGUCAUCAAGGAGAAAUAUGGGAAAGAUGCCACCAAUGUGGGCGAUGAAGGCGGAUUUGCUCCCAACAUCCUGGAGAAUAAGGAAGGCCUGGAGCUGCUGAAGACAGCAAUUGGGAAAGCUGGCUACACCGAUAAGGUGGUCAUNUUUGACCAGGAUGACUGGGGAGCAUGGCAGAAGUUCACAGCCAGUGCAGGAAUCCAGGUGGUUGGGGAUGAUCUCACAGUGACCAACCCGAAGAGGAUUGCCAAGGCUGCAAAUGAGAAGUCCUGCAACUGCCUCCUACUCAAAGUGAACCAGAUUGGCUCCGUGACCGAGUCCCUGCAGGCGUGCAAGUUGGCUCAGGCCAAUGGUUGGGGCGUCAUGGUGUCUCAUCGUUCCGGGGAGACUGAAGAUACCUUCAUCGCCGACCUGGUGGUGGGACUGUGCACUGGGCAGAUCAAGACUGGUGCCCCUUGCCGAUCUGAGCGCUUGGCCAAGUACAACCAGCUCCUCAGAAUUGAAGAGGAGCUGGGCAGCAAGGCUAAGUUUGCUGGCAGGAACUUCAGAAACCCCAUGGCCAAGUAAGCGGUGGGCAGGCCAGCCCUUCAGUCGCCUGUUGGCUGAUUAGACUCCCCCCCUCGUGUCAGCUCGGGCAGCUCCAGGCCCCCCGACCAACACUUGCAGGGGCCCCUGCUAGUUAGCUCCCCUCGCCCACCACCGUGGGGUUCGCACUGCUUCCUUAGAACUUCUACAGAAGCCCAGCUCCCCGGAGCCCUCGUGGCAGCCCUAGCUUUGCAGUCGUGUAAUUGGCCCAAAUCGUGGUUUUUCUCGCCUCACUUUCCACCAAGUGUCUGGAGCAAUAUGAACCUCCAGUGUCGUCUCCGGGGUGGCCACAGGCAAGAUCCCCAGUGGUUUUGUGCUCAAAAAAAAAGGCAUCAGUGAACCAUGAAAAAAAAAAAAAAAA